This is a messenger RNA of Aspergillus glaucus CBS 516.65, 891 nucleotides long. It is a transcript of the gene rps1, whose product is annotated as 40S ribosomal protein eS1. Gene Ontology annotation, cellular component: cytosol; ribosome. Bases 31 to 801 code for a protein of 256 amino acids. Gene Ontology annotation, biological process: translation. Lineage: Eukaryota; Fungi; Ascomycota; Eurotiomycetes; Eurotiales; Aspergillaceae. The record is from RefSeq and is a predicted model, not a curated record. The transcript has 5 exons. Gene Ontology annotation, molecular function: structural constituent of ribosome.
AGCAUUGCAAGAUAGACCGUAGUCGCAGUCAUGGCUGUUGGAAAGAACAAGCGCUUGUCCAAGGGCAAGAAGGGCAUCAAGAAGAGGACCGUUGACCCUUUCACCCGUAAGGAUGAAUAUUCUGUUAAGGCGCCUUCCACUUUCCAGACUCGCGACGUGGGCAAGACCCUCGUCAACCGUACGACCGGUCUGAAGAACGCCAAUGAUUCUCUGAAGGGCCGGAUUUUCGAAGUGUCGCUCGCUGAUCUCCAGAACGACGAAGACCACGCUUUCCGCAAGGUUAAGCUUCGCGUGGAUGAGGUUCAAGGAAAAAACUGUCUGACCAACUUCCAUGGCAUGGACUUCACCACCGACAAACUGCGGUCGCUUGUGCGCAAGUGGCAGACUCUCAUCGAGGCGAACGUCACUGUUAAGACUACCGAUGAAUACCUUGUCCGUCUGUUCGCCAUCGCGUUUACGAAGAGACGUCCAAACCAAAUCAAGAAGACCACAUAUGCCCGAUCUUCGCAGAUCCGCGCCAUCCGAAAGAAGAUGACCGACAUCAUGCAACGUGAGGCGGUUGGCUGUUCGCUCUCUCAGCUCACAACGAAGCUCAUCCCUGAGGUCAUUGGGCGUGAGAUUGAAAAGGCGACCCAGGGAAUCUAUCCCUUGCAAAACGUCCACAUCCGCAAGGUCAAGCUCCUCAAGUCCCCGAAGUUUGAUCUUGGUGCCUUGCUGAACCUCCACGGGGAAUCUACGACUGAUGACAAGGGCCAGAAGGUUGAGAGGGAGUUCAAGGAACAGGUUCUUGAGAACGUCUGAUGUGGAGAUCAAGAUCGCAAUGAGUUUUUUUAAAUUUUUACUCUAGUCCACACCGUUUGGCUCUUCACUAUAUUGCGGAGAGCAAGAGAC